Andrographis paniculata is the source of this 2926-nucleotide messenger RNA. Its product is annotated as ribonucleoside-diphosphate reductase large subunit. The coding region runs from base 280 to 2730 and encodes 816 amino acids. Gene Ontology annotation, cellular component: ribonucleoside-diphosphate reductase complex. Lineage: Eukaryota; Viridiplantae; Streptophyta; Magnoliopsida; Lamiales; Acanthaceae. The record is from RefSeq and is a predicted model, not a curated record. Gene Ontology annotation, molecular function: ATP binding; ribonucleoside-diphosphate reductase activity, thioredoxin disulfide as acceptor. Gene Ontology annotation, biological process: deoxyribonucleotide biosynthetic process; DNA replication. The transcript has 17 exons.
CAGACUCUAUUAAUUAAUAAAUAAUAAAUAAGAAUAAUUAUAAUAUCCACCAUUACAGACGAUCAGUUGUUCUUCAUAUCCCCACCACCGCUCUCUCAUAUCAUAUCCCCAUUUUUGCGCCACUCACGAAACCCUCCUCCAAUUGGGCGGGAAAACUUCAAAACUCCCGAAUUUGUUAAGUUCCCUCCAACCCUAACUCUAUAAAUAUCGCAUUUUGCUUUUGCUACUGCAGACAGCGGCGGCGUGAUAGACGUAAGGGUAAGAGUAAAAGAGGCCAAAAUGUAUGUGGUGAAGAGGGAUGGGAGGCACGAACCAGUUCACUUCGACAAGAUCACUGCCAGAUUGAAGAAGCUGAGUUACGGGCUUAGUAGCGACCACUGCGAUCCCGUUUUGGUGUCCCAGAAAGUUUGUGCAGGCGUCUACAAAGGGGUCACCACCAGUCAACUCGAUGAAUUGGCCGCUGAAACCGCCGCUGCUAUGACGGCCAGCCACCCCGAUUAUGCUUCUUUGGCUGCCAGGAUUGCUGUUUCAAAUCUUCAUAAGAACACCAAGAAGUCUUUCUCUGAAACGAUAAAAGACAUGUAUGGCCAUGUCAGCGAAAGGUCUGGACUUAAGGCUCCCUUGAUUUCAGAUGAAAUUUAUGAAAUUAUAAUGAAGAAUUCAACUCGUCUUGAUAGCGAAAUCAUAUAUGACAGAGACUUUGACUACGACUAUUUUGGGUUCAAAACUCUAGAAAGAUCAUAUUUAUUGAAACUUAAUGGGAAGGUUGUCGAAAGGCCUCAGCAUAUGCUUAUGAGGGUUGCUGUUGGCAUCCAUAAAGAUGACAUUGAAUCAGCAAUAAGUACAUAUCAUCUACUGUCCCAGCGCUGGUUUACUCAUGCGUCUCCCACACUUUUUAAUGCUGGGACACCGAGACCACAACUUAGCAGCUGUUUCUUGAUAUGCAUGAAAGAUGAUAGCAUUGAGGGUAUAUAUGAUACGUUGAAGGAGUGUGCUGUUAUCAGCAAAUCAGCAGGAGGAAUUGGUGUUUCGGUGCAUAACAUCCGUGCUACAGGAAGUUAUAUACGUGGAACAAAUGGAACAUCAAAUGGCAUUGUCCCAAUGCUUCGUGUGUUCAAUGACACUGCGCGUUAUGUUGAUCAGGGAGGUGGCAAGAGAAAAGGCGCUUUUGCUGUAUAUCUUGAGCCGUGGCAUGCCGAUAUCUUUGAUUUUCUUGAUCUGAAGAAAAAUCAUGGAAAGGAGGAGCAUCGUGCAAGGGAUUUGUUUUAUGGUCUGUGGAUACCUGAUCUGUUUAUGCAAAGGGUUCAAUCUAAUGGGCAAUGGUCAUUGUUCUGUCCCAAUGAGGCUCCCGGACUUGCUGAUUGCUGGGGAAAGGAAUUUGAAGCUUUGUAUGCUCGGUAUGAAAAAGAGGGUCGGGCUAAGAAAGUUGUACAGGCACAAAAUCUGUGGUUUGAAAUUUUGAAGUCCCAAAUUGAAACUGGAACGCCUUAUAUGAUGUACAAGGACAGUUGCAACCGGAAAAGCAACCAGCAAAAUCUUGGGACCAUAAAAUCUUCAAACUUAUGUACUGAGAUAGUUGAGUACACAAGUCCUAGCGAGUCUGCUGUCUGCAAUUUAGCUUCCAUUGCAUUGCCACGAUAUGUUAGAGAAAAGGGUGUCCAGAUGGAAUCACAGCCCACCAAACUUGUUGGUAGCAUUGGCUCCCAAAAUCGAUAUUUUGACUUCGACAAAUUGGCUGAGGUCACAACAAUUGUUGCAAAAAACCUUAACAAGAUCAUCGAUGUUAAUUACUAUCCAGUUGAGACUGCAAAAGCAUCUAAUUUGCGCCACAGGCCAAUUGGAAUUGGAGUGCAGGGUCUUGCAGACACUUUUAUCUUGCUUGGCAUGGCUUUUGAUUCUCCUGAGGCCCAACAAUUGAACAAGGAUAUAUUUGAAACCAUAUAUUAUCAUGCACUAAAGGCGUCAUGCGAACUAGCAGAGAAAGAAGGUCCCUAUGAAACGUAUGCUGGCUCUCCUGUUAGCAAGGGUAUCCUUCAGCCAGAUAUGUGGGAAGUGAAGCCUUCUGAUCGAUGGGAUUGGGAUGCUCUUCGGGCCAAGAUAGCUGAAAAAGGAGUGAGAAAUUCACUUCUUGUGGCACCCAUGCCAACUGCUUCAACAAGCCAGAUUCUUGGAAACAAUGAGUGCUUUGAACCGUACACAUCCAAUAUCUACAACCGCCGAGUUCUAAGUGGCGAGUUUGUGGUGGUUAACAAGCAUCUGCUUCACGAUUUGACGGAGAUGCGCCUUUGGACUCCUGCCGUUAAGAACAGGAUAAUUUAUGACAAUGGAUCAGUCCAAAAGGUCCCUGAGAUUCCUGAAGAACUCAAAGGAAUCUACAAGACGGUUUGGGAGAUCAAACAACGGGUGUUGGUGGAUAUGGCUGCUGAUCGAGGGUGUUACAUUGAUCAGAGCCAGAGCCUGAAUAUCCACAUGGAUCAAGCUAGUUUUGCAAAGCUAACGUCGCUGCAUUUCAUGGGAUGGUCGAAGGGAUUGAAGACUGGAAUGUAUUAUCUCAGAACACGUGCUGCAGCAGAUGCAAUCAAGUUCACAGUUGAUACGACAAUUAUAAAUAAUAAUAGUAAUAAUAAGAAUUUGCAGGAGAAGAAGGAUGAAGAUGAUGACAAGUCAAAGAUGGCACAGAUAGUUUGCUCUUUAACCAACCGUGAUGAGUGCCUCGCCUGUGGAAGCUAAAGAAGCCCACAACACACCAGACAAGUGUUUCUAAAAUGAAUGGUAUUUAGUGGGUAGGGGUUAUAUAUAAUAUGAUAUAGUAUAGUAUGCAUGCAUUCAUGUAAGUAAAGAUGGAUUGAUAAUGGUGUUUAUUACUUCUUCAUGUUAUUUCAUAUAUAUAUAUCUUCACUCUCUGUCUGUUCUUUAGUGUGUUUUA